Medicago truncatula (barrel medic) is the source of this 543-nucleotide messenger RNA. RefSeq lists its product as uncharacterized. Bases 37 to 387 code for a protein of 116 amino acids. The record is from RefSeq and is a predicted model, not a curated record. Lineage: Eukaryota; Viridiplantae; Streptophyta; Magnoliopsida; Fabales; Fabaceae. The transcript has a single exon.
UUGUCAUAUUGAGCAAGAGAUUUAUACAAUUCAGAAAUGGCUUGUGGAUGUUCAUCAACAGCAAUGGCAGAGAAGAUUUCAUGGAACUGUGCUUUGUUUGUGGCAUUGAUGUUGGUUUUGAGCUUCUGCGAAUCAAACACAAGUGAUGAUGAGUUGAAUGUUCAGAUACAGAAUAUGCUUCAAGAGAAUGAUUUUAGUAAUACUCAUGUGAACAAAAACAAAGUGUGUGAUGAGAUAUACGUUGUUGGCGAGGGAGAGACACUUCAAACAAUAAGUGAAAAGUGUGGUGAUCCUUAUAUUGUUGAAGAGAAUCCACAUAUUCAUGAUCCUGAUGAUGUUUUCCCUGGCCUUGUUAUCAAAAUUAACCCUUUCUCUGUUAGUUCAUAAAUAUGUUUCAGCUUUCAAUUUAAUCAGGACUAUGUGUUUUUAAAAUUGAAGGUUCUCUGUAUGUAACCAAUCCAGGCUAAUUUGAAUAUUUGUGUAAAAUGUUCAUGUUUGGCUAAAAAAAACAUUUAUGUAAUCUUUUAUGAAAAUUUUAUAGUA